This is a messenger RNA of Stereum hirsutum FP-91666 SS1, 900 nucleotides long. RefSeq lists its product as uncharacterized. The record is from RefSeq and is a predicted model, not a curated record. The transcript is spliced from 5 exons. NCBI's taxonomy places the organism in Eukaryota, Fungi, Basidiomycota, Agaricomycetes, Russulales, Stereaceae. The coding region runs from base 1 to 900 and encodes 299 amino acids.
AUGAUCCACGCAUCCUCCAUUUUGCUCGCUCUCCUGGUCGUUUCGUCUGCUUCUGCUGCUCCUCUACUGGCACGGGCGGAAGAGAUCCUUGACAGUGCCUUUCAGUCAUCUUUGGCUGCAGAAAUUAUGAACAGCUUCCCUACGAGCACCAGUGUCGAUCCAAGCUCUGCGGCACCUUCGGAGCCAACAUCUAUCUCUGCGUUCUUCCCCCUGAGAUCACCCAUACCACAUCAUUCUCUCCUUCCUGAGCCAAUCGUUGGUCGUGAUUAUGAACUUGACACUUUGACCGAGCUUAGUGCUAGGGUAGAUGCUGAAGGCGCUGCCAGACGUGAAUUGUUGGAGGCCCGUCGCCACCCCGCGCGGGACCUCGAGGCGAGGACUCCGAAAAUCCCCAUCUUCGAAGGACCUGGACCGGUGCUGUCUCCUACUUCGCUUUUACCCUUGUCGCUGGUCGAGCCAAGUGCGACCGUGACGGCCACUGCGUCCACAACCGAUGAUGAUACAAGUAGCGCAUUACCUACUUCUGUGCCUUUAGAGGACCCGUUGAUUCUCGCUCCGACACCUUCGCCUUCAGUGCAGGCGGGAUCUAGUCCGCUAUCUCAGGCUCUGGCUUCUGCCAGAGUAUUAGAGGGACGUGAUGUGCUGGAGGUCCUACGUCACUACAUCAGAGAUCCCAAGAAUCUAUUGGGGACACCUUUUUCACCACAGGGUAUCCCUCACUUGGGACCAUUUCCCGCGACGAUCGAUGCAUUUCCCACCAGCAGUAUCGCUUCUCCCACUGCGACUUCGUCAGAGAAAACGGGGUUUGGAAUCCGUCCACAGGCGACUACUAACAGCAUCCCACCGAAUCUUCCCGUAGAUGAUCUUCCCAUAAAUAAGAUUCCCGUACUAGAUGAUUGA